UCACAGAAGUUUACGGCAUUGCCGGAUCCACAGGAGGUGUUUGUUCCGCUCAGUGAAGAACAAAUUGCUAUCUUGGAAUAUCAGGUAGAAUCAGAACAACCUGUUGCCACCGUACAAAGCCGGUUCAACCUUGGUUGGGGGUUGAUGAAAAGCGACGAUGAGGAUGUGAAACAAGGGAUAAAUAUGCUCACGGAAAUAUUUAAGACCGUGCCUAGCAGGAGAAUCGAAUGUGUCUAUUUCUUGUCACUUGCAUGCUUCAAGAUCAAGGAGUACAGAGAGGCCACGAGAUACGUCGACGUGUUGCUACAAGUUGAGCCUAACAAUAAACAGGCUCUGACUUUAAAGAAAAUGAUUGAGAACGAGUUGGCAAAAGAUAGCCUAAUUGGUUUUGCGAUAGUGUCCAGCGCAAUCGCUGCU
Molecule: messenger RNA, 417 nt
Organism: Pichia membranifaciens NRRL Y-2026
Lineage: Eukaryota; Fungi; Ascomycota; Pichiomycetes; Pichiales; Pichiaceae
Exons: 1
Biological process (GO): autophagy of mitochondrion; mitochondrial fission; peroxisome fission
Cellular component (GO): mitochondrial outer membrane; peroxisomal membrane
Molecular function (GO): protein binding
Source: RefSeq, a predicted model, not a curated record